This is a messenger RNA of Girardinichthys multiradiatus, 1657 nucleotides long. RefSeq names its product dickkopf-related protein 2-like. The coding region runs from base 192 to 1043 and encodes 283 amino acids. Lineage: Eukaryota; Metazoa; Chordata; Actinopteri; Cyprinodontiformes; Goodeidae. Gene Ontology annotation, molecular function: co-receptor binding; receptor antagonist activity. The transcript is spliced from 5 exons. The record is from RefSeq and is a predicted model, not a curated record. Gene Ontology annotation, biological process: multicellular organism development; negative regulation of canonical Wnt signaling pathway. Gene Ontology annotation, cellular component: extracellular region.
CGUGGUCGUGCGUGGCAGUAUCGGUCUAUAAAUGGAGCAGGUUGCGGGUUUAUCUCACUUGAGCAUCUUCUUCUGCUGUCCGGCGGGGAGUCAGUUUCAUUCAGCCACUAACACCGGGGACACCUUCUUCAGGGGAGAUUUUUCAGCAGUAGCAUUGCCCGCUGUUAUCUCAGUCUAUCUCCUGCGCGGCCAUGAGCCUCCGGCUGGUGCUGAUGAUGAGUGCCGGGGUCGCGCUUGUGGCGUGCGCCCGCCGCGAGGCAGCGCGUGUCCGCCUGAACUCCAUCAGAACCGUGAUUCUGAGAGAGAGCCACGAGCUGCCCGUGAACAGGACCGCGUGGGGACCUGGCAUGGACCUGACGCUGUACCAGUGCAUGAGCGACCUGGAGUGCAUCGAGGGCAACUACUGCCACAUCCCGACUAAAGGCUUCGCACACUCCCGCUGCCAGACCUGCCGCAGGAGGAACAGGCACUGCCAGAGGGAUAGCAUGUGUUGCCCUGGCAACCGCUGCAACACCAACAUUUGUGUUCCUGAUGUGGACACUUUUUUGUCUCGCGGUGUCUUGGACAAUGAUGGAAAAAUUAACCCAUCAUCUAAAAAGGGUUUGAGGGGAAAAGGAAGAGUGAGCUUUAAAGGAACGUCUGGUCAGGUGGGGAACCCUUGCCUGCGCUCCUCAGACUGCUCAGACAGUUUGUGCUGUGCCCGUCACUUCUGGACUCGGAUCUGUAAGCCAGUGUUGCAGGAGGGACAGGUUUGUACACGCCAGCGCCGUAAGGGGCACCAGGGCUCGGAGCUAUUUCAACGCUGCUCCUGUGGUGAAGGACUCACCUGCCGGACCGUGCACGACCCAAACGACCGGACUCCUCCACCUUCAUCCACUUUGCUGCCGAACGAGGCCAUAAACUCCAAGUCUGCAGCAUCCCCUUCCUUAUCUCGGCACUCCUCUCCCCACACCUCAGUGUUGUCCACAGCCUCGUCGUCUGCAUUGGGAAAGUCGUCUGCAGUGGUAGUAAAGACCAGACUCCACAUGUGCCAGAGAAAAUAAAUUAGACUGAUGGGAAGAAAAACAGACUGACAGAAGGAUGGACAGAGCAAAAACAACUGCUAUUCUGUGUCUGUGAUCGAGCCUAGAGGCAACGGGAGGCAGAGAAAUGUGUAAAAGAAAGGGAGGGGUGGAUAACAUUCCUGUUUACUGCUGUGAAAAUUCCCCUUACUCCUCCUUAAAGGGUCCAAGUAUCUGGAUGGUAAUCAGCUUCCUGUCAGGCAGCAUUGACACACCAACUGAAUGGGAUGCCAAGCUCUUUGAGGUUCAGAUGUGAUUUCCUCCAGGGUGUCUAGACAAGCUGAAACCACUUUGAAAUCCAGUCAGACCUCUUUUAGACCAACAACAAAAGUGCAAAUGGUGAUCCAUAUCUGAUGUAAUUCCCUCAGGUAUAACAGAAAACACAUUGUUUUCAGCAAUCUGUUCACAAACUCAAAGGUCUUACAAGAGCUAAAGCCAUCAGCAUUACUUCAGCUUGAGUUAAAAUCAGAUCCAACAAAACCAAGUAAGCUCUGUGCUUCAGGAUGUUUGUUGAGUUAGCAGGUGCUAUGUGCCAAAUUUAGUCAGCAUUUCUAAAACUUUGGAUUCACUUUUUAAUAAAGAACAUUACAGUUGUA